Cydia pomonella (codling moth) is the source of this 2339-nucleotide messenger RNA. RefSeq names its product runt-related transcription factor 1 (gene RunxB). NCBI's taxonomy places the organism in Eukaryota, Metazoa, Arthropoda, Insecta, Lepidoptera, Tortricidae. Gene Ontology annotation, cellular component: nucleus. Gene Ontology annotation, biological process: regulation of DNA-templated transcription. Gene Ontology annotation, molecular function: ATP binding; RNA polymerase II cis-regulatory region sequence-specific DNA binding; DNA-binding transcription factor activity, RNA polymerase II-specific. Bases 840 to 2081 code for a protein of 413 amino acids. The transcript has 6 exons. The record is from RefSeq and is a predicted model, not a curated record.
AGUAUAUACGCUGCAGGCGUACAGGGAAGUUUUCGUAUUUAUUUUUUAUUUUCCUUUUUAGUGUUUUUUUCUAUAAGUAUAAUAGUAUUUUUACUGUCCAAUGUCAUUUUAUAUAUUUGGAGCUAUUACAUUUAGUCGUAAUAAACCGAUAUUUUUUUGAAAAUUUCUAUGCAAUUGGAAGUUAUAUCAAAAUUUACUUUUAUACUACUUCUUUACUACUAACGUUCGUUAGUUUAAAAAAAAAAGAUCUAAAAUAUUAAAAGCAAUUACGAACUUGAUUAUUUUCAGUGUUCCUUUGAUAACGUACGUACAGUCAACGUCAUAAGUAUCAGUACUUGUGUAAUUUAUUCAUAGUGAAGUUCCUAAAGUGUAUAGAUAUCUAUGCUACCAAGUGUACGCACGGCAUCAUGUGCAAGGUACGUCUUGCCCAACUAUCUCUUUUAAUACUUAUUUCUAUCCUACCCCACGCACACAGGCGCACCGUCCCCCCGUCUUGCCGUGUACACUACGUCUGUGUGGGUGGACUUCUUUCGGGGUGGCUCUGUGUGCGAAUUUCUUUCGAGACGUAAUAAGGGGACCGUUUCUUUCCCGCUAAGGUUUUAAUGUCGACCACGGUUCGGCGGCGGACGCGCGCCUUCGCGGUUGCAACCUUUUUGCAGUGCUUGUGUUUUGUGGCUAAGGAUUUUCUGAUCCAGGUCUGGCCAUUUAAAAUGUCUGCGUCAUCGAUACUACACCGGCAAACUGAAGCCGAAUUCAGCACGAGGUUUUUUACAUCGGACAUGUGACAGACCAUGUGUUCAUAGACAAGUGAAUGUGCAGAACAAUAAAGUGUUUAGACGAUGCAUUUAUCGAGUGAAGUGACGUCGACUACAAGCGGGUUGGGGCAUGAAGCGCCGUCGUCUAGUUAUGGGGCGUUACCAAGCCAGCCGUUGACGGCUGAGCUGCUAGCUGAGCGGACUCUGGAAGGCCUGCUGGCUGAUCAUCCAGGCGAGCUGGUUAAAACUGGCAGUCCACAUGUGGUUUGCACAGUCCUACCUCCACACUGGCGCUCCAACAAGACCCUCCCCGUAGCCUUCAAGGUAGUGGCCCUUGGCGACGUGGGCGACGGCACCCUGGUCACAGUACGAGCAGGGAACGAUGAGAACUGCUCCGCGGAGCUGCGGAACUGCACUGCGGUGAUGAAGAACCAGGUCGCCAAGUUUAAUGACCUGAGGUUCGUUGGGAGGAGUGGGAGGGGUAAAUCCUUCACGCUGACAAUAAUGCUGGCUACGUCACCGCCGCAAGUGGUGACGUAUCAGAAAGCCAUCAAGGUGACGGUCGACGGGCCGCGUGAGCCGCGAUCCAAGACCCGCCAUCAUGGCUUCCAUCCCUUCCACUUCGGGCCGCGGUUCGCUCCGGACCCACUGAUGGGAUCACUACCGUUCAAACUAUCAGGCAUAGCUCAUCAGUUGGCCGGCCUUCCGAAUGGCGAGUGGGGGGCGUUAGCGCGGCAUUACCCCCCUCCUCUGCUACCACCACACGCACAUUUCACCCCGCAUGUGCUACCACCCCAUGCGCCUGGGCACCCUCCACAAGCACAUGAAACUGAUGUGACAUCCGAGAACCCUACAACAGUGCACGCGCACAGCACGACGAGCCCCGCCAACUCGCGGCCGAGCUCUCCGCAGAGCGACGAUAUCUCCGUCACGGCAUCCAUCAGCCCGCCACCCGACGACCGUCCAGGAGCCUUCACCUCCGUCACCAGAACCAGGAAACCCCUCCAGCCUCUACCAGCACCUUCCAGUCUAUUCCACAGCGCGUUAGCUGCACAACUGUUCCUAAAUUCCCCUUUACUACCGACGCCGCCGGCGUGGCUUUAUUCUCAACUUUACGGUGGCUACGAUUGGUGGCUUAGACCACCACCCCCUCAAGAAGAUUCCAACUCUAGUCCGGACAGAGAAGAAGAAGCGAACUCUACUCCAUCCAGUGGUGGAAAAAAAAGACCCGCUUCUCCGGAAUGGACGGAACAAGGGGUCAGAACGCGCAGCAAAGCAAUGACUACUUCCGAACGAAGACCGGUCGAUGUGUGGCGUCCGUAUUAGACAAUUUUUAUCUAAAGACUCGUGACAAAUACAGGAAGACUUUAGUGUUCGGCUCGCUAACCGUCCGGAGUGAUACUCGUAAGUGUGUGGACAACCGGUUAUAGAUGUUAACGGUGGCUAAAUAUAGUGAUUACUGUCGAUAGAUGGUGUUUUACGUUAGAUAAAUGAAUGUGAACUUCAAUUGCAAUGUUUAACAAAAUUGUUGACUGUAUUAUAAGAUAAUGCAAAAAUGUGUAAAUAAAGUUAUUGAAAUUUUAA